ACAGGCUGGUCACGAUGCCCCGGGAGCCGUCACUGACGUGCCAUGUGUGCUGUCCAUGCCCUGCUCUCACACCCCCUCCUGGGUAGAGAGAUGCAGGUCCAGAGGGCACAAUGCAGGGAACAGGUUAUGGGUAGAGCUGGCUGAGAGAGGCAAUGCUGCUGCCAGGGUGAAGUGUGCCCGCUGCAGGAGCCACGAGGGGCAGAGCAAGAAAACAAUAACAAAUGGGUGUAAUAGCCGGCAGGGAGGGGAGGCUGUACUGCCACCUUCACAUGACACCCACACUGCAGACACUGGGCAUCCCUGAUGGUGAGGGCAGGAUCAGUGGGUGAGGGCUCCCAUGUUUACAAGCUGUCAGUGUACAAUGUGCAAAUGUCCAGACUGUCACGAGGAGGUCUCUCUGUGCCCCAGGCUGUCACUGCAAGUGGAGGUCUCUCUGUGCCCCAGGCUGUCACUGCAGGUGGAGAUCUCUCUGUGCCCUGUCCAGGCUGUCACUGCAGGUGGAGGUCUCUCUGUACCCCAGGCUGUCACUGCAGGUGGAGGUCUCUCUGUGCCCCAGACUGUCACUGCAGGUGGAGGUCUCUCUGUGCCCCAGACUGUCACUGCAGGUGAAGGUCUCUCUGUGCCCCAGACUGUCACUGAAGGUGGAGGUCUCUCUGUGCCCCAGGCUGUCACUGAAGGUGGAGGUCUCUCUGUGCCCCAGACUGUCACUGAAGGUGGAGGUCUCUCUGUGCCCCAGGCUGUCACUGAAGGUGGAGGUCUCUCUGUGCCCCAGGCUGUCACUGAAGGUGGAGGUCUCUCUGUGCCCCAGGCUGUCACUGAAGGUGGAGGUCUCUCUGUGCCCCAGACUGUCACUGAAGGUGGAGGUCUCUCUGUGCCCCAGGCUGUCACUGAAGGUGGAGAUCUCUCUGUGUCCUGUCCAGGCUGUCACUGCAGGUGGAGGUCUCUCUGUGCCCCAGGCUGUCACUGCAGGUGGAGAUCUCUCUGUGUCCUGUCCAGGCUGUCACUGCAGGUGGAGAUCUCUCUGUGUCCUGUCCAGGCUGUCACUGCAGGUGGAGAUCUCUCUGUGCCCCAGGCUGUCACUGCAGGUGGAGAUCUCUCUGUGCCCCAGGCUGUCACUGAAGGUGGAGAUCUCUCUGUGCCCCAGGCUGUCACUGAAGGUGGAGAUCUCUCUGUGUCCUGUCCAGGCUGUCACUGCAGGUGGAAAUCUCUGUGUCCUGUCCAGGCUGUCACUGCAGGUAGAGGUCUCUCUGUACCCCAGGCUGUCACUGCAGGUGGAGGUCUCUCUGUACCCCAGGCUGUCACUGCAGGUGGAGGUCUCUCUGUGCCCCAGGCUGUCACUGCAGGUGGAGGUCUCUCUACAUGGGUCUCAAAAACACUGCCACUUAUCUCCAAGUUACAAAUGUGCCUCUCAUUUUAGCAAGAAUAUUGAGUCUAAUUUAACUUCAGACUAUCACAGCUGAUGGAGAUGUCUCUCUAUCUGCCUGGCAGUCUCAGCUGGAGGGGUUUCCAUUCCAGAAUGUCUCAGAUGCUGGAGAGGUGUCUAUAUCACACAGGCUGUCAGCUAAUUGAGACGUCUUUAGCUGAUGGAGAGGUCUCUCUAGUUUCCAAGCUGUCUCAGUUGAUGAUAUCUCAGUUUAUGGAGAUAUUUCUCUGUAUCUCCCAGGCUGUCUCAGCUGAUGUAGAGGUCUCUAUUCUCCAGGCUGAUGGAGAUGUCUCUAUCUUCUAGGGUCUCUAAGCUGAUGGAGGUCUUUCCAUCUUCUAGGGUCUUUCAAUUGACAAGUCUCUCGCAGGCAGUCUCAGUUGAUGGAGGUCUCUCUUGUAGGGUCUCAGUUGAUGGAGGUCUCUCUUGUAGGGUCUCAGUUGAUGGAGGUCUCUCUUGUAGGGUCUCAGUUGAUGGAGGUCUCUCGCAGGCAGUGCCAGCUGAUGGAGGUCUCUUGGUGUGUAGUGAUGGAGGUCUCUCGCAGGCAGUCUCAGCUGAUGGAGGUCUCUCGGUGUGUAGUGAUGGAGGUCUCCCCUUCCUUCCUCCAGGUGGCCUGUACACCGCUGUCUGUCUUGCGCAGCUCGGAUGGAGGAUACACACAGGAAUCCCCGCUCGUCGGUUUGUUUUUCUCCGGUUCUCCCCUCCCCCUCAGCUCCCGGCUCUGCGGGUGGAUGUCCGGCCGGGCCGUGUACCGGGGUGUCAGCUGGUGAUCGUCCCGAUGUCCCCUUCUCCCUUCCCUCUGGCCUGUAACAUUGUAUCAGGCACCAUUCACUCUCCCCCUCUCUAAGAGCAAUAGCAAAGGGGAGGGGGGGCAGGAGGGAAGCCUAUAACCCCCCCACGCAUGCCCAUUUACCGCUCUCCUCUCCCAUUGGCUGCCGGGGCCGUGUCAUUCACAUGCA
Molecule: messenger RNA, 2379 nt
Organism: Hyla sarda
Lineage: Eukaryota; Metazoa; Chordata; Amphibia; Anura; Hylidae
Product: melanoma-associated antigen E1-like
Exons: 2
Coding region: 338-1417 (359 amino acids)
Source: RefSeq, a predicted model, not a curated record